This is a messenger RNA of Colossoma macropomum (tambaqui), 2046 nucleotides long. RefSeq names its product O-acyltransferase like (gene oacyl). The transcript is spliced from 15 exons. The record is from RefSeq and is a predicted model, not a curated record. Gene Ontology annotation, molecular function: acyltransferase activity, transferring groups other than amino-acyl groups. The coding region runs from base 1 to 2046 and encodes 681 amino acids. NCBI's taxonomy places the organism in Eukaryota, Metazoa, Chordata, Actinopteri, Characiformes, Serrasalmidae.
AUGCCGCUAGUGAAACGGAUGGCUGGAUUAAUCCUCGUUUUUGGCCUCCUCUUCUGCUCCACAGGUCAAACCUUCAACAUCACGCUGAAAUGCAUGCAGGACACAGCAGCCUUCCUCAUGGAGUUAGAGAAAGACAAACCAGAUGAAUACGCAGUGCAGAUGUACGAUGCCUUCGGAAAGCUGGGCAGUGAUGUAUCGGGGGGCAACGUGAACAGAGCUGGAUCUUUGCAGGAGUGCGUGUCUGUCAAAGGCCCUGGCUUCAAAGGGCAGUACUGCCAAGUCUUCCUCAAACAGGAAGCAGUGGAGUAUUUUGUUGGUAUUUGUGUGCCGGACUCAUGUGCUGAAGAGGAAGUGAGGACACUUGUUGUCUAUGAGGCUUUUGAACAGGGUCACUCCUCUCUCAUUCCUCCUGUGCCAGCUCUGUUAAUAUCUGACCCCACACUGGGCAUCUUUAUGACUCAGUGUAUCAGCAACAACAUCACACCCGACCUGUCUGCUGUAAUCUGCCUAUGUGUGUGUGUCCUGAUGAUGGCUGUGCCUCUCGUUGCAUCCAUCUACGUGGUGGUGUUCAGGUGGAGGAGGCGGAGAGAGGUCAGGCCAGGGGUUGACUCCGCCCUCCUCUCAAAAAACAACCAAUAUGGAACGCUGCUGGCCAAUGGCUCACCCAAUCACAGCAAAGAAUGCAUUUCACUCCGGGACACUACAGCAGCGCGGGACAGCAACGAUGAGAGAGAGCAGGAGGACAACACAAUGAGUCGUGUGCUGCAGUGCCUGCGGUGUUUUUCAGUGCAGGUCAGCAGUGUUGAUGUUUUUAACACUGCAAGUGUUGGACACAGUUACUCCUCUCUGAACGGGAUCCGCAUCCUCAGCUUACUGUGGAUAAUCUGUGGACACACCGUCCAGCUCAGCGCCUGGAGCAGCCUCGAUAACGAUAAGCGCUGGAGACAUGCUGUCCAGAACAGUCCUCUCUAUGUGUUCGCCUUCAGUGGGCCAGUCUACCUGGCUGUGGACACUUUCCUUUUGCUUGGUGGUCUUCUGAGUGCUAAGUCUCUUCUUACCUCCAUCCAGAGGUCAGAAAACAUACUCAGCCUCCGUCUGGUCGCCCACUACCUCUUUAAGAGGUUCAAAAGGAUCCAGCCGCUGCACCUCUUCAUCGUGUGUCUGAUCAUCGCACUCUUCUCGCUGCUCCACAGAGGAGUUUUCUGGUUCAUGGCUGAGGAUGAAAUCCUGAACUGCAAGAAGUACUGGUGGUCCAACCUGCUGCUCGUCAACAACCUCUUCACCAUCACCGAUAUAUGUGCUCCUUGGACCUGGUACCUCUCCAUUGACUUCCAGUUCUAUGCAACAACACCUCUGCUCAUUUUUCUCUAUAGACUGAAUAAAUAUGUGCUGGUUGCUGUGGCGAUCAUUCUGUUGGUCAUGUCAAGCUUGGCUGGUGCUCUGAUCACUGCAUUUCUGCACCUGCCUGUACAUCAACCUACUACACUAGCAUAUGAGAGCUAUUUUCAAUAUUACUACAACAAACCCUACACCAGAUAUGGGCCGUAUCUGCUUGGCAUCCUUGCAGGACUUUAUAUGGCGACCAAGAAAGAAGCACUGUUAAAGCAGCAGUGGCAGGCUGCUGCUGGAUGGUUUGUCUCUCUGUCCGUCAUGGCCCUGCUCGUGGGCCUGGCCUAUGUGCUGCGGGACGUCCCGGCCCAGCCCUCACUCGCCCAUGCAGUCUAUCAGGGGCUCCAUCGCUCUCUGUGGGCUCUGGCUGUGGUCUGGAUCAUCCUGGCCUGUGAGGAGGGCUACGGAGGGUUUGUGAAUAAGCUUUUGUCUCUCAGAGUGUGGAUUCCUCUGUCCAACAUCAGCUUUGCCUGUUACCUGAUCCACCCUAUUCUCAUUUUACUCUACAACGGCAAGCAGGAGACUCCAAUACACUACACUGACCUUAACUUUCUGUACCUGUUCCUGGGCCACGUGGUGCUGACCAUAGUGCUGGGCUUUGCUCUGACUGUGCUGAUUGAGAAGCCUUAUCUAUUCCUGAGAAAAGCUAAAGCAUAA